This is a messenger RNA of Penicillium canescens, 1413 nucleotides long. RefSeq names its product putative mitochondrion biogenesis protein (She9) (gene she9). Bases 1 to 1413 code for a protein of 470 amino acids. Gene Ontology annotation, biological process: inner mitochondrial membrane organization. Lineage: Eukaryota; Fungi; Ascomycota; Eurotiomycetes; Eurotiales; Aspergillaceae. Gene Ontology annotation, cellular component: mitochondrial inner membrane. The transcript has 3 exons. The record is from RefSeq and is a predicted model, not a curated record.
AUGCAGUCCAUGCCAAUACUGCUCAAGCGCUCACUCCGGUCCAGCCUCCAAUUAACACGAUCCUCCCCGGUGCGACCACAUUUCCGCCCAGCCACCCCAACGUUUCCCAUCACCAGACCGACUCCGCGGAGCUUCUCCGCCUGCGUACAAUGUCAAUUCCGCCGACAGCCCGAGACAUAUGCUGCCUUUGAUGACAAAGAGAAGUUUCCCAGCGAAGCUGAGAAGGUCAUUAAGGAGAGAGAACUAGAUAUUGGUUCCCGCGACCCGGCCCCGAUCCCGGGUGUUGAGACUGCGGAACAAUUACACACGAAGGAGGGUGAAGUAGAGAAGGAGAGGUCGGCACAGCUGGAGCAAGAUGCCAGUGAAGCCGAGGCAAAGAGUGGAGGUCUUCCUUCCUACUUGGAAAGCCGGCGGUCACAAAUGUCCAAGCAAUUCAGCACAAUGAUGGACAACCUGCAAUCAAACGUCUUUGUAGCAGGUCAAAGACUCAACGACCUGACCGGCUACUCUAGCAUCGAAGCUCUAAAGAACGAUAUCCACUUCCAAGAAAGCCGUCUCCGCACAGCCCGAGCCCACGUCAAACAAGCCAAAGAAAACUACGCCUCAGCAAUAAACCGCCGCUCAACCUCCCAACGCGAAGUAAACGAACUCCUACAACGCAAACACGCCUGGUCGCCAACAGACCUAGAACGCUUCACCCUCCUCUACCGCAACGAUCACACUAACGAAGUAGCGGAAACCGAGACCUCGCACGCACUCUCAGCAGCAGAACGCGAAGCCGAAGAAGCAGCCGCCCAACUAAGCAAGAGCAUCCUCUCUCGCUACCACGAAGAACAAGUCUGGUCCGAUAAAAUCCGCCGCAUGUCAACAUGGGGCACAUGGGGUCUGAUGGGUGUCAACGUGCUUCUCUUCCUAGUCUUCCAGAUCCUAGUCGAGCCAUGGCGCAGAAAGAGACUUGUAAAGGGCUUUGAGGAUAAGGUCGUUGAGGCGCUUGAGAAAGAGAAGGAGCUUAACCGUGCUUUCCUGGCUGAGAGUGCUGUUUCACUUUCGGCGAUCCCGUCGGAGGUUGUGGAUGCUACUUCUGAUACCGAGCCUUCAACUGUUAUUGAGGAUCUGCCCAAGGCCGUGCAGGAGACUCUCCCUGCUGAUACUGCUACUGCUACUGCUGCGCCUUCAGCGGCAGCGAUUGCAUCUGAUGCGAGUGUGAGUGCUGCUCAGUCGCUUCAGUCUCGCUUGUCUGGUAUCUCUUACCCGCCUACCUCUGUCGAAUACUGGAAGCAAGUCUUCCAUGAGUUUUUCAGUGAGCGCAGCAUAGCCGUCUCUCAGCGUGAUGUUACCACAGUGGCGCUUCAGAGUGCUGCGACUGGUGCUGCUGUUAUGGGUCUCCUCUUUGCCCUUUUUAGAUCUGGGUGA